Molecule: messenger RNA, 936 nt
Organism: Perca fluviatilis (European perch)
Lineage: Eukaryota; Metazoa; Chordata; Actinopteri; Perciformes; Percidae
Product: olfactory receptor 8U1-like
Exons: 1
Coding region: 1-936 (311 amino acids)
Biological process (GO): G protein-coupled receptor signaling pathway
Cellular component (GO): membrane
Molecular function (GO): olfactory receptor activity; G protein-coupled receptor activity
Source: RefSeq, a predicted model, not a curated record
AUGGGAAACGGCACUUUUGUUGGGGACAAUCUAAUCUUAGAGGGGUUAAACAUAACCUCCCAGUCCUUUAUUCCCGCCUUCAUCCUCCUCCUCCUCAUCUACAUCUUCAUCUUGGUGUCCAACAUCGGCCUGGUGUUUCUGAUCUUUCGGAGCAAGAGUCUCCAGCAGCCCAUGUAUCUGCUCGUCUGCAACAUGAGCAUCAACGAUGUCUUUGGGGCGACAAUAGUUAUACCUCAUUUCCUCCGAGAUCUUUUAAUUUCAGACUCAGAACGGUACAUUCAUUACAUCGCCUGUGCCGUCCAGGCAUUUUGUGUUCACCUCCAUGCGAGUGCUUCUCACACGGUGCUAAUGAUCAUGGCUUUUGAUCGUUACAUGGCCAUCUGCAACCCGCUGCGGUACGCCGCCAUCAUGACCAACAGGAUGGUGGUGUCACUGUCGGUGGCAGCGUGGGCAACGGCCUUUGUGCUCGUGGCGAUUCUCGUGGGGCUCAGCAUCCGCCUGUCACGCUGCAGGUCAGUUAUCUUCAACCUGUUCUGCGAUAACGCGUCCUUGUUCCAGCUUUCCUGUGAGAGCGUUCUCAUCAAUAACAUCUACGGUCUUGGCUACACGGUGGUGCUACUUGGCUCGUCCCUCGGCAGCGUAACGCUCACCUACCUGAGGAUCGCCAUGGUGUGUUUGAAUAGUAAGAGCGAAGCUCUGAACAGCAAAGCACUUCAGACCUGCGCCACUCAUCUGGUCGUGUACGUCAUCCUUGUGGUGUCCGGCUUCCUCAUUGUGAUCCUGCACCGCUUCCCUCUUCUGGCCGAACACAGGAAAGUGGCGUCUGUCCUGGGACACGUUGUCCUGCCGGCCCUGAAUGCUGUUAUCUAUGGUCUGCAAAAUAAAGAGGUCCGGCAGAUGAUUAAAACUUUGUUUCAUAGCAAUAAAGUAACUUGA